This is a messenger RNA of Photinus pyralis (common eastern firefly), 13595 nucleotides long. Its product is annotated as obscurin. Gene Ontology annotation, molecular function: ATP binding; protein binding; guanyl-nucleotide exchange factor activity. NCBI's taxonomy places the organism in Eukaryota, Metazoa, Arthropoda, Insecta, Coleoptera, Lampyridae. The coding region runs from base 393 to 13595 and encodes 4400 amino acids. The transcript has 42 exons. The record is from RefSeq and is a predicted model, not a curated record. Gene Ontology annotation, biological process: protein phosphorylation.
CAACUGAAGUGGGCAGUUAGCUUUCAACGAUUGGCGCGAGUUUAACAUUCGGGAGCAAUUUUUCCCCCUCGUCCCGUAUUUAUAGUCAUGAUUAAUAAGAGUGUUUCGAGUUAGAAGUGCAAUAAUUAUUCGUCCCGGUGCGUUUCGCCCUCCCCCACCAAAAAAAAAACACACCCUCGACGCUAUUUUUGGGAGCGCGCACGUCAAAUGUCAAACGAUUCCUUGAGGUUACUCUGAAUGCGUAAGUCAAAAUUUGCCCCAAAAACUGAGUGAAGAAAUGGCCGCUAAGGGUGGAGCCGCUGAUGAGGAGUGAAUUGGCACCUGCACACACAACAUUCCAAAUUUCUUGAUUCACGGACGAACAUGAACAGCUAACACCCCCCACCACCACUAUGCAUUUCACUCUAAGACAACCUAGUAAAGGUGAGGUUCUGGUCGCUUGGCAGUCGUAUACGGCGAGCGCUCCCGAUGAGCUGACCGUCGUCGAAGGCGAAACGGUCGAGCUCAUCGACACGGAUGAUCCGGCGAGGUCUGCGAAACGACUGAAGUUGGAUCCAGCCUUGGAUGUUGCUUCGGGAAAACUGCUGGAUAGCACCGCGGCCAAGCACAAACUGUCGGUGAAGCCGCAGCGGAAACAUUUCAGCUCCAGAUACUCACCGACCAGGAGUCAGCUGAACGCCAGGUGGUUGGUGCGCCAGACCAAAGGCGAGAAGAAGGAGGGCCGAGUGCCCUGCCACAUUCUGCAGAGCAUCGAUGAGCCGGUACCGGGAACCGGCCUACCUGGCGACGCCGCUUUCAGGCGGCAGGCGGUCGUCAAGGAGCUUGUCGAGACCGAGCAGGAGUUCGUCAAGGACCUGGACUACGUGGUCCAACAGUACCUGAUACGAAGCGAGAACGCGAAGAUUCCAAAGAUCAUUCGCGACAAUUUGCAGCUGGUUUUCGGGGGUCUCGUCGAAAUCGCCGACUUCCAUCGAACGGUGUUAAUGGAGGGCGUAAAGUACUACGCCAACGAGCCUAAUCUGUUAGGGAAGGCCUUCUUACGCUUAGAGCGCGACUUUGACAAGCACGUGAAUUACUACGCCGACGAGCCUCUGGCGCAAUCCUUCUUGGACAGCUGCGACAUUGCCAGGGACCAUUUCGACGAGUUGUCACAAGAAUUGGACGACGACAAAACCCUCUCCGAACACCUGAAGCUUCCGAUACAACGCAUCAACGACUACCAGCUGCUGCUGAAGGAGCUGGUAAGGUAUACCGAGUGCCUGGGAGAGGACUGCGCCAACUUAAAGAAGGCGUUGGAGUUGAUGCUUAGCGUCCCCCAUCGGGCGGAAGACGACAAAUUUAUCUCGAGCAUCGAAGGCUACAAGGGAAGCAUCCACAAGCUUGGACGUCUCAUCUUGCACAACUGGUUUACUGUCACAUUCGCAAACGCAACCAAGGAACGCUACCUCUUCCUCUUCAAGCCGCGCGUUCUCAUCUCGAAAGUCAGGCGUGUCUCAGACGAUCGCUCCGUCUUCCAACUCAAGGAUAUAAUCAAAUUGACACAAGUUGACGUCAAGGACCAUCCGGACAAAGACACAUUCGAGCUCAUCGAUAAGGUAGGCGGCCACUCGCUGAAAUUGAAGGCGCACCAGGAGCACGUCAAGGAACUUUGGCUCAAGGAGAUACGCGAAUUCACCUGCGAUAUCGAGGAACAGUCCGAAGACAUCCAGCUAGUUUCGGAACAAUCGACUCUGAUCACCGAGACUGUGGUCGAGCCCAAACCGUUCAUUCCACCUCAAGCGAGCGAGGCCCAACAGCUAUUAGCGAACGCGCUCAAGUCCGGCUUAGAGGCAAAAAAAGCGGAAGCGAAGACAACCGAAAAGAACGUCGAGGAGGUCGCCUCAGAAAGCGAAAGUAUGAGUCGUAGAUACGGCGGGCUCAGUUCCUCCUCGAGGGGUGGAGAAGAGUACGAUUCUUCGUACAGUCGAAGAUCGAUAAAGCAGUCGUACGGAUCGGACGGCGGGUCGCGGUACGAGUCCCUCUCCAGUAAAUACGGCGCCGAGUCGACGAAAUACGGCGCCGAGUCGAUUUCUACAAAGUACGGCGGCGAGUCGACGUACUCGUCAGCCGGAAAGUACAGCGCCGAGUCGAUCGCGAGCAAGUACUCCACGGACGGGCGGCACGGGGAUUCCGCCUCGCUCAGCUCGAGUUACUCAAAGCGGACACACUCGAUUGACUCGGACGUGGGUAGUGGUCUGAUCAGUUCGACUUACAAAGCGCGUCGGACAAUUAGCGACGCGGGUAACGGUGACGUAGAGCUCAGUAGUUCGAGUUACUCGCGUAAAUAUCGCGGCGAGUCGUCCGAUCUCGACGACGGCCUAAGCUCGUACAGCCGAAAGUAUGGGACCGACGGCGGGGACCUCGACUCCUACAGUUACAGUAAGAAGCGCGUCACCUCGAUCGAGAGCGGCGAUUUGGGCGGCUCGAAGUACACAAGCAAAAAAACACUCUCCACAACCGAAUUGGGCGAGGGGGACGGUUCCAAAUACACACGAAAGAUACUCACGUCGUACGGCGACGAUGACUUCGAAACUCGCGAGUCUCUCCUGAGCAAAUACUCGAAAAAGGGGGACGCGGAGGCGUCGUACGAGCGGCGGGAUUCUUACAAGCGAUCGGUUUCGGGACAGGGCGACGAGGAUGACGUACUGUCGAAGUACUCCAAGUACGAAAGGCACCUCUCGCAGAACUCGAAAAAGGCCAACGAGCCGGACGACGAGGAGGAGGCGAGAAUUGAGGCGGAAAUGAGAAAGAAGUACGCGCCGAGCGCUGCCCAAACAGAAUUGGAGACACUUAGCGCUAACGUGCAGACGGGCGAGAGCAUCGUUGCGGAACAGAAAAGCUCAAAGGUGGAGACCAAAGUGUCCGAGACCACCCAGAGAGCACAAAGCGAGGUUUCGUCUACGACUUCGUCCAAGUUAGUACAGAAAGAAUCGGAGGCGGUGAGCACAAAGACUACGAUGAGAGAGACCACACUCGUCGAAACUGAAGGUACCACGGCAUCAGUCGACGCCAGCGAGGAGGGCGACGCGGUGACGAAGUUCAAACUGAACCGCGAACCGAGCGGCCCAAUGAUCCCGCCCGACACCAAGCCGAUCUACAUCAAGAUGAUCUCCGGAUCGACAGUAGAGCCUGGACAAGCCGCAGUGUUUGAAGUCGCUUUACCUGUCGCUCCCGACAAUGUUGCUUGGUUAAAAGACAAUAAGCUUUUAUCUCAGUCGAACCGCGUUCGCAUCAUCAAAAUGGAGAAGGAUAAGGUGCAUCGCUUAGAAAUUGCGGAGGUCGAAGCUAGCGACGCGGGCUUGUACAGCGCGGUUGCCGCGAAUCCUUUCGGAAAGACCACGUGCUCUGCGCAGCUUAUUGUGCUUCAGUUGACAGAGCAGGAGAAAGCCGAGCGCGCCGAGACCGAGAAGCCUGUCUUCCUGGUGCAGCUGAAGGACACCGACCUCUUGGAGGACACUUACCUCCGGUUUAUGGUCAAAGUCAAAGGAGAUCCGCAUCCAACCGUCACUUUCUAUAAGGAUGACGUGAAGAUUAGGGAAAGCAACAAGCGUUGUCACGUGGUGAAGGAUGCAGCGGAAAGGGGGUUUUACGAGUUGGUGAUACCAGAAGUGAAAGUAGAGGAUGGGGGUAAUUACAAGUGCAUCGCCUCUAACGCGUACGGAGAUGCCGUUUCGGAGGCCACGGUUACAGUGACGGACUCGAAGAAGCUUUUCGAGGACCUGCCUCCUGAAGCACUGCACCACCCCGCCGACAAGCCCACGUUCCUCUGGAAGAAAGACGGAAAGCCCUUCACGCCCGAGGAGCGCUUCAAGGUGCUUCUCGACGACGACGAGGACUCGCUCGCGCUGCUUUUCAAGCACGUGCGACCCGACGACGCGGGUCUCUACACUUGCGUCGCCCAAACCUCGAGCGGCCACAUCAGUUGCAGCGCCGAACUGACCGUCCACGGUGUGCUCAAUCAGCUCGCCCGCGAACCGGAGAAACCACAGCUCGUUAUGGAAAAACGCGAGGCGAUCGUCCAGGCCGGCGGCUCGGCGAUGCUCGAGCUCCAAGUCAAGGGUUACCCAAAACCGAACGUGCUGUGGAAGCACGACGGCGUGCCACUCUCACCCACGGGCAAAUACAAGUUCUUGUACGAGGACGAGGAGACCAUGACCCUGGUGAUCAAAGACGUCCAAAAGGAAGACGCGGGCGUCUACCAGGCGUCGGCGCAAAACGAGCUCGGCAGCGACACCGUCGAGAUGACCUUGAACGUGAAGGUGCCGCCGAAGAUCAAGACGAAACUCGAGGACGUCUCCGUGGCGGCCGACAUCAAGAUCGAGAUACCUGUGGAGAUCGAGGGCCUGCCGAGGCCGUCCGUGCACUUCUACAGGGACGGGCAGGAGAUCAAGACGACCGAGCGCGUCAAGAUAAUCGAGCGGGAGGAGAUUUACACGCUCGUGAUCGAGAAGGGUAAGAUUACCGAUUCGGGAUCGUACUCGGUCGUCGCGUCGAACGAGAUCUCCGAGGUGUCCAAGUUCUGGAACGUGGACGUUCACUGCGAGCCGAGACUGACGAAGAAGAUCGGAGGCGAUCGCGUCGUUUCGCAGGAGGAGGAGGUGAAGCUCGUUGUGGAGGUCGAGUCGAGGCCGGCGCCCGAGGUUACUUGGUAUAAAGAUGAGGUCGAAAUCAAAUCCGAUGAGCACUACGUUAUUAAAAAGGACGGGGAUGAGUACAUGUUGAAAAUUACGGGAGCCGUGACCACUGAUUCGUCGCGCUACAAGUUUAAGGCGAAGAAUAUCUACGGAUCCGUUGAGACUGACUGCAAGGUCGACGUUAAGAGAGCGCCGACUAUUACUAAGCGCUUGAAGGAUAUGACUGUGAACGAGAAUGAGAAGGUGGAGCUUGAGGUUACGGUGGACGCGUUCCCCAAGCCGACGUACAAGUGGUUCAUGGACGAGGUUGAGAUUAUGGAGUCGCGAAAGGAGUUUACGCGAAUUGAGUCUGAUGACGGCUGUAAAUUGGUGAUAAAGGAGGUCACCAGUAGCCUUUCGGGCCAGUACAAGUGCAAAGUGAUCAAUGAGCUGGGGGAGACGGAGACGAGCGCCAAGCUCGUCGUUAACUGUAAACCGAGGUUCAUUCGGCAGCUGCAGGAUACUACGGUCGACGAAGGCUCUACGUUACACUUGGAGGUGGAAAUUGAGGCGUGCCCCGAACCAAGCGUGAAAUGGCUGAGAAAUGGGCGCGAGGUCAAUGCCGAUGCCCGAAUUAAGAUCACCAGGGACACGCAAAGGCACGAGACGUAUAAUUUGGCCGUCAACCUAAUCAAGUACGAGGAGCAGGGGGAAUACGAGGUAGUGGUCACCAAUUCGCUAGGAACAGUUAGUAGCAAGAGUUUUGUUACCGUGCAAAAGGUGAUGACCACUGAUGCCAUCGAAGAGACCAUGCCGUGCAAAAUAGUUGAGGUGACAAUUGAAGAGACCAAGAAGCCGGUCGAUUCCAAAGGUGUACUAAGCGCCAAACACACUGUAGAAAUAGUCAAAAACCAAGUUGAUAGCCCAGAGCCCAUAGUGGAAGAGCCCAUUUCGCCGGAUAUCGCACAACAAGCGCGCGUGACCAAGAAAGAAAAGCCGGAAGUCGUUAGCCAAGGAAAAUUGGACCACAUCGUCGAGGAACCGCCGGGUCCCGGCAAAUCCGUACAGGUUGAUACCAUCCAAAUAUCCGAAGUAUUGACCACGCCUGUUGAGGAGGUUCCUGCUUCUGAACCAACGCUGCUCAAAUCCGACGCGAAACUGACGGAGUCGAAACAGCCCGCUUGGUUCGAAAUUGAAGAAAAUGAAGAAAAGCCUAGUGAAGAGAAACCUCUGAAGAAACCAGUCCAAAAGCAGGAAGCAACACUGGUGGAGGAUGCUAAUGAGCCGCAUCAGGUGAAAGAGACCGCAUAUGAAAGGCAAACCAGUCAAAAGGGGGUUAAAACUUUGGUUGAAGAAGAAGCAACAGUGGUCGAAAAUGAAAACCAAGCACAAAAAGUCCAAGAGGCUGCGUUUGAGAGGCAAAUCAGCCAAAAGGGGGCCAAGGAGGAAGCAGCAGUGGUCGAAAAUGUAAACCAAGCGCAGAAAGUGAAGGAGGCGCCGUUAGAAAGGCAAUCCAGUCAGAAAGGGGGUAAAAAAUUAGUUGAAGAAGAAGCAGAAGUGAUCGAAAAUGCAAACCAAGCGCAGAAAGUGAAGGAGACCGCAUUCGAGAGGCAAGGCAGCCAAAAGGGAGUCAAGGAAUUGACCGAGCCAGAGAACAGUGAGCUGGAAAGCUUGCUUACCAAAGCACAAAGGCAAAGAAGCCUGGUGGAGGACAUCGGCAAAGAAAGUGAGAAGAUUAGCGAAGCUACUCCCACCAUGCUCGGUUCCACGUUCGGCGACAAAACCCAGUACGAAUCCCUGGACGUCUGUUACUCAAUGGAGGCGAUGGGAAAUCCGAGGCCAUCAGCCGUGUGGACCUUGGACGGAAAAAUACUCAAGCCCGACUCCCACUUCAAGAUCACGAACGUCGGUAACGAGUACAAGCUCGAGAUCAAGAAGUUAGACAUCAAAGACGCGGGGGUUUACGAGUGCACGGUCAGCAAUCCCAUGGGAGCGGUCAAACAGCAGGCCACCCUCACGCUCUUACCCGAAGGCGAGCUCAGGCGGCCCAAGGUCGUGGAGCCGCUCCACGACCAGACCACGGUCAAACGAAGCCCAUCGAAGCUCUCGGCGGUCGUGACCGGCGACCCGGUCCCCGAAAUAACCUGGUGCGUCAACGGCACGGAAAUAACCCCAAAGCAGUACGAGACCUUUAACAUCGUUCUCGACAGCGAAGAUCGAGAGAUUGAAAACGGUCUCAAGGAGUGCACCUACUCGAUGACGAUACCGAAGAGCGAACCGGAGAACGAGGGCACCUACACCAGCAAGGCGAAAAACAAGUGGGGCGAGUGCGAGUGCAGCGCCCAGCUGACGAUCGUCUUCCGGCCGGAGAUCGACGGUCCGCAAGACGUCGCCAUCGUGCCGGGUAACGCGGCCGAGUUCACCGUUAAGGUCCGCGCGAAUCCCGCGCCGACGGUCACGUGGCAUAAGGACGGCAACGUCGUGGAGCCGGGUCACGGGCUGGAGAUCGUCGAGGACGCCGAAAACGAGACUUACAAACUCGUGAUACCCAACGUGCGAAUGGGCGACGAAGGAAGGUAUCAAGUGCGCGCAAAGAACAACGUGGGCGAAAGAAUCGCCGAAGCGAAGCUACGGACCAUAAAAGAAGCUGAGCCUUUGACCGAAAAGCCCUACUUCAUUACCUCGAUUACCGACGCGCAGGUCGACGAUUACGGUGAGAUCACUCUGAUGGUGCGCGCCGAUGGCCUGCCGAAACCCGAAAUAAAGUGGUUCUUCAACGGGGUUCCGCUUCAGGAGGACGAUCGCCAUCGGAUCGAGACCAAGGCGGACACGCAGGUCACCAGUAGCCUAACGAUCACCGGUUACCACAAGGAGGAUUCCGGUCAGUACAAGGCGAUGGCGGUCAACUGCGCGGGCGAGGCGGAGACGACGGCCGCGAUAACGCUAACGCAAACGGCGCCGGCUUUCGGCAAGCACUUCGAUCGCAAUGAGGGCGUCGACGAGGGAGAACCGAUGGAGCUGAAGGCGAAGAUCUUGGGAAGUCCUCGACCUGCGGUUUCGUGGUUGAAAGAUGGGGAACCGAUUUCACCGGAGGAUUCCAGAAUAAAAACGACCCUCCUUCCCGACGGCACCGCCAAGCUCAACAUCGAAUCGGCCAAACCGUCGGACAGCGGCGCCUACAAGCUCGUCGUGAAAAAUCCGAACGGCGAAAUCUCGGCGCUUUGCGCCGUAGCGGUCAACCCGAAACCCCAACGGCCGAAAUUCCUCAAGUGCUUCAAGGACGCGAAAGUAACGGCGGGCGAGCCGCUACGUCUCGAGGCGAAGGUCGUCGCGUAUCCGCCGCCCGAAAUUAAGUGGAUGAAGGACGGCGCACCCGUACGUCCUUCGUCGAACAUCCACCUGGAGCAACUACCGGACGGAUCGGUCGCCCUAUCGGUCGACAGCGUAAAACCGGAAAGCGCCGGCACGUACACGCUGCUGGCGAGCAAUCGUCUGGGCGAGAGCGAGAACCACGCGCAGGUGGAGAUCGAGAAGAAGGUCGCGAAACCCGAAUUCAUCGUGCGCAUGGAACCGAUGACUGUCGUCGAAGGUUUUCCCGCCAAAUUCGAAGUGAAGGCCGUCGGGUUCCCACCACCAUCAAUUACUUGGUGUCGCAAUGACGUGGAGGUGGUCAGCGAUAAUAAACACAUUAAAAUUGUCGAGCAACCUGAUGGUGGCAGCGCCCUCUAUAUUGACGCCUGCGAUAUACUCAGGGAUAAGAUGGCUUACAAAGCAAUCGCCACUAAUGACGUGGGUCAAGCCGAGUCGUCCGCGAUUUUGGGAGUGACUCCUGCAACUAAGGAAGGAGUUCCAGAGGAGGCACCCGCGCUCUUGCAUCCCCUUCGGGACGCGUUCGCGCACGAAGGACAACCGUUGGUAAUGGAAGUGCCGUUUACAGCGAACCCUGUGCCUCACGUCCAAUGGACCAAGGAUGGUAAGCCCCUAGAGGCAUCGGAGCGGGUUCUACUUACUUGCGAUGGGAAAAAGGUGGCGCUGCAUGUCGAUAACGCAACACCGGCCGACGCAGGUGUCUACAGCGUUACCCUCACAAAUGCCUUGGGGUCGGAUACCUCGGAAGGUACCGCUGGAGUGCACAAGGUGUUCACACCGCCACGAUUCACUCAAACUUUCGGAGAUUUGCAGCAGAUACCCGGACGGGACGGUAAACUACUGGGGAGGGUUUCAGGAAUACCUUCGCCGGAAAUCACCUGGUUCAAGGAUGGCCACCAGAUCUUCCCCUCGGAAAAGUACCGCAUGAAGAGGGAGGGCGACUUGGUCACCUUGUAUAUUGACGAUUGCGCGCUGGGCGAUUCCGGUUUGUAUCGUGCGUUUGCCGUAAACAAGGAGGGCUCGGAUACGUGCGAGGCGAACUUCGAUGUCGUCGACGAAAUAAAAACCGCGGUAAAGGUGGAACCUCCGUCGUUCCUGAAACGAAUCGGCGACCUGGAGUUGUACCGAGGCAUGACCGCCAAGUUUACGGCGUGCGCUAGCGGAUUCCCAGAGCCGACGGUGGAGUGGUUCAAAAACGACCAGAAGCUCUCCCCGUCUUCGCGCGUUAAGAUGGAGGUCGACAGAGCAGGCCUGCUUCGGCUGACCAUUGAGGGAAUUAAGGAGGAGGAUCUCGGGAGGUACUCGUGCAAGAUCUCCAACGAGCACGGUUCCGAUAUUUGCCACGCACAUUUACAACUAGAUGAUCUCGAUGCCAAACCCAAACGGCCAAUCGGCGACGAAUACGUCGAGUACGACAAGUUCAAGAAAGGAGGAAUUCCGGUACCGCUCUCGGACCCGCCGAUCAUAUCCCGCAUGACCGACCGCCACUGCACGCUCUCGUGGAAACCCUCAAUCCCGGCCUACCCCCACGUGCCGCCCACCUACAUCUUGGAGAUGAGCGAGCAACCGCAAGGCGACUGGUUCACGGCGCGUUCCGGUAUCCGCAACUGCGUCUGCACGGUGCGCAAUCUCGAGCCGUAUCGCGACUACAAAUUCCGCGUCCGCGUCGAGAACAAGUACGGCGUGAGCGAUCCGUCGCCCUACGCGACGACGCACCGCGAACGCAUCGAACCGGACCUCCCGAAGAUAAGCUCGUACUUGCCGCACGGAACGCCCUUCCAUCCGGACACCUCCCCGUACUUCCCUCACGACUUCGACAUCGAGCGACCGUCGCACGACAACAUGUCGCAAGCGCCGCGCUUCCUACGCCAAGAGCACCCGACGCAGUACGGCUACAAGAACCACAACACGAACCUCUUCUGGUACGUGUACGGCUACCCGAAACCGAAGAUGGAGUACUUCUUCGAGGACGAGCCGAUCGAAAGCGGCGGAAGGUUCGACAUGAGCUACACGCGCAACGGACAGGCGACGCUCUUCAUUAACAAGAUGCUGGAGCGCGACGUCGGUUGGUACGAGGCGGUCGCGACAAACGAGCACGGUCAGGCGCGUCAACGUGUCCGACUGGAAAUCGCCGAGCUGCCGGUCUUCAUCACACGACCCGACAUUCAGUACACCCUGCUCAGGAGACAGGCGCGCUUCGAGGCCCGCAUCAUCGGGAAACCCUACCCGGAGGUCAAGUGGUACAAGGACUGGAAACCGCUCGCCGAGUCCAGCCGUGUUAAGAUCAGAUUCGUCGAGCCCGACUUGUGGAUUCUGACGAUCAACGAUGUCAUUCUCAAGGACGAGGGUUUGUACUCGGUGAGCGCGCGAAAUUUCGCGGGAACCGUCUCCAACAGCGCCAUGCUCUACGUCGACGAGAGCGAUUACGAUCACAAGCUGCACACGUACGAGCCGACCUCGCCGAUUAGGUGCAAGAGGAAGCUGUUCAACGAGCUGUACGACCUAGGCGACGAGCUUGGUAGGGGAACGCAGGGAAUCACUUACCACGCGGUCGAUCGUAGCACUGGCAACAACUACGCGGCGAAGGUGAUGCACGGAAGCGGCAACGUCCGUCCGUUUAUGCUGAACGAGUUCGACAUGUACAAUCAGCUACGUCAUCGCCGGCUCAUUUCAAUGCACGACGCGUACGAGUCCGACGACGGGGUCGCCCUCCUGCUCGAACUCGGAGGGGGAGGCGAGCUGGUUAGGGAUUACCUGCUGAAGCGCGAUUAUUACACCGAGCGCGACAUCGCGUGGUACGUCAGGCAGAUGCUCGAGGGCUUGGAGUACAUGCACAGACGCGGAUACGGUCACAUGGGAUUAAACAUCGGGGACUUGCUGCUUUCUCACAUCGGCGGCAGCGAUUUAAAAAUUACCGACUUCGGCCUCGCUCGCCGAAUUCAACAAGGCAACCUCUACCCGCUCCUUUACGGCAUGCCCGAGUACGUCAGCCCGGAAGCCGUCCGCGGGGAGGGUACCGGUUUCGGGCAAGACAUGUGGAGCGUCGGAAUCAUAACUUACAUUUUGCUCUCUGGGCGGUCGCCAUUCUUGGGGAAGGACGACAGAGAGACCCUUACUAAAAUAAGAGAUGGCAACUGGCAGUUUGACAUGUCUUGGUGGCAGAACAUCAGCGUGGAGGCGAGGGAUUUCAUCACGAAGCUGCUGAUUUACCAUUCCGACGGUCGAAUGGACGUGCACAGCGCCUUAAAGCAUCCUUGGCUGGAACGAGCGGAUCGGCGAAUUGAGGACGAGUACCGCAUCAGCUCGAAAUACCUGCACGACUACUACCUCCUCUACAAGGAGUGGUACGACAACGCGUCGUGUAGAAGAUGGUUCAGACGUCGGCCUUUGGAGGGCGCCUUCACGCACCCCUCGCGCAUGGUGUACCCGCCCGGAGACAUCUACACUCCUCCCUCUACACCAGCGCCGACCUCCAAACCGAUCCCGACCUAUCGCACGUGGGAGGAUCAGCUACCGAGCCGCAGCCCUCUCAAUUACGAGAUUGGGUUGAUCAAAUCCGAAAGCCACUAUCAAAAUGGUCCCGACACCUACCUGCUUCAGCUCCGAGACGUCGACUUUCCAGUCCGAGUGCGCGAAUACAUGAAGAUCGCUGCAAAUCGUGGACCGGGCCGAAGCCGAAUUAUAUCGAACGAGAACGGUUUCGAAUGGGACGCGCCCUCGGUACGCGAAAGGCGCCGUUUCAUGGACGUAAUGGACGAGGAAAUCGACGAUGAGCGCAAAGAGCGAAUAAACCGCUACGGUGUCGACAGUAGCGCGUACACUAUCAGGCGGUUGCGCCACGAGCUAGGCCCACGCCUCGACACGUACGCGGAAGCAGAGGCGAUGAUCGAAAGCAAACAAGAGGGUCGCCUUCCCUUCUUCAGAGAAAAACCCCAAGUAACCGCGAUGGUCGAAGGAAAAGACUUGGAAAUGACGUGCCUUGUAGUUGGCGACCCCAAACCCUCAGUCCAAUGGUUUAAAAACGACGCGAUCGUGGUCGAAUCGGCCCGAGUCAAAAUCGAAACCGACAGUGAGAAUCGCACGCACUUCAAACUCUCCCCCGCUCUCGGUUUCGAUUUGGGCAUGUACAGAAUCGUGGCAAGAAACAAGGUCGGGCAGACCAUCGCCCGCACCCGAAUUGUCUACGGAACGGUCCCCGACGCGCCGGACUCGCCCGAAGCGACCCAGAUAUCCGACAGCGAGAUACUGCUCACGUGGAAACCGCCAAAGUCCGACGGAAACUCGCACGUGCUCUGCUACAGCUUGGAGUACAAACUCGCCGACGACGCCGAGUGGACUAAGAAGGCCGACAAUAUCGAUCACGAGUUUUACCUGAUGAGCGGCCUGGAGCAGGACACCAGGUACAUGUUUAGACUCGCGGCGAAGAACGCGAUCGGCUGGAGCGAUCAGGGCGUCGCCUCCGCCGGCAUCUCCACCUCUAGAGUUGGGGCGUCCAAAAUCCGUCUGACGACCGCCAUGCAACACCUGCAGCAGAUCACCGACAGCGGGCAGGCCGUCGAGGAGGAGGGCGAGCCGCGGCCGGAUUACAACCUGGAAACGGCGCCGGUCGACUGGACGAGCGGCAGCGCCUCCGACCACUACGAGGUCAUCUCGGAGAUAGCGAGGGGUAAAUUUUCGGCGGUGCUCAAGGCGAUCGACAAGAAGAACGAUCGCGUCGUGGUCGCGAAGUACUUCGAUCUCGGCCUCGACAGUUCGGAUAACAUCGACGGAGAGUUCGCGGCGCUGCGAUCGCUAAGGCACGAAAGGAUCGCCGGACUUUUGGCGGCGUACAGGUCGAGCAACGAGGCGACGUUCAUAUUGGAGAAGCUGCAGGGCGCCGAUGUGCUGACGUACUUGGCCAGCAAGCACGAGUAUACGGAGCAAACGGUCGCUACGAUCGUUAGCCAGAUACUGGACGGUUUACAAUAUCUGCACUGGAGGAACCUUUGCCAUCUAGACCUUCAACCAGACAACGUCGUCAUGUGCGGUCUGCGCUCGGUCCAAAUCAAGCUGGUAGAUCUGGGUUCGGCGCAUCGAGUGACCAAAUUGGGUACCAAAGUUCCUGUCGUCGGACAUCCCGAUUACAUUUCACCGGAAGUUCUAAACGAAGAGCUGGCCUUCCCCCAAAGUGACAUUUGGUCGGUGGGCGUACUCACCUACGUCAUGCUCUCCGGCACCUUGCCCUUCAAAGGCGAGGACGAGCACGAGACGCGCCAAAACAUCAGCUUCGUCCGUUAUCGCUUCGAGUACCUCUUCCAGGAGCUCUCGCAGGAAGGCAACAGAUUCGUCAUGUUGAUAUUCAAAAGGCACCCGAACAAGCGACCCUCGGCGGAGGAGUGCCACGAGAAUCGCUGGCUGCUGCCGACAGACUCGAUGAUCAAAAAACGCGAACGCGCGGUGUUCUUAGGCAACAGAUUACGGGAAUACUCCGAGAAAUACCACAGCGAAAAGUCACAUUCGGCCCAAGUCAACAAGCUUGGAAAGAGUCUAAUUAAGUCGCACAGUAUACAAGAAGAGUUACUGAUCGCUCCUUAG